Messenger RNA from Callorhinus ursinus (northern fur seal), 1193 nucleotides. RefSeq names its product potassium channel regulator (gene KCNRG). Lineage: Eukaryota; Metazoa; Chordata; Mammalia; Carnivora; Otariidae. The record is from RefSeq and is a predicted model, not a curated record. Gene Ontology annotation, biological process: protein homooligomerization; negative regulation of delayed rectifier potassium channel activity. Gene Ontology annotation, cellular component: endoplasmic reticulum.
AUGGAUAUAUAUAUAUAUUUUAAAUGGAAUACAGGAGAGGGAUCUACUUGACAUCUAUCCUUAGAAAUAUUGGCCGUUUUUCUUAAAUAAUCCAGUUCCUCAUCUGUUCCUUUUUCAUUGUGUAUACUGCAAGUUUCCAAGCAACUCAAAUUUGCAAACACAGCUAUGGAUACACUAUUUGCUUUACAGUAGUUAGGAGGGAAUCUGGGUCUCUGUUUUUUGUUAUUUUCCCCUCCCCUCCAUUUCUUAAUCAUAUAUAACUAGCAACAUUUAUGGCUAGAGUUUGAUUUACAAGUUUCUAAGUCUGUAGCCUCUAGUUUGAAGAAAAGAAUGAGUAGUCAGGAACUGGUCACUUUGAACGUUGGAGGGAAGAUAUUCACAACAAGGUUUUCUACCAUUAAGCAGUUUCCUGCUUCUCGGUUGACACGAAUGAUAGAUGGCAGAGACCAAGAAUUCAAGAUGAUUGGUGGCCAGAUUUUUGUGGACAGAGAUGGUGUUCUAUUUAGUUUCAUCUUGGAUUUUUUGAGAACUCACCAGCUUUUAUUACCCACCGACUUUUCAGACCAUCUUAGGCUUCAGAGAGAGGCUCUUUUCUAUGAACUGGAUCCUCUGGUUGAUCUCUUAAACCAAGAACACCUGCUACAGCCAAGACCUGCUCUUGUGGAAGUGCAUUUCCUAAGCCGAAACACUCAAGCUUUUUUCAGGGUGUUUGGCUCUUGCAGCAAAACAAUUGAGAUGCUAACUGGGAGGAUUACAGUGUUUAUAGAGCAACCUUCAGCACUGACCUGGAGUAGUAACUCUUUCCCUCCUCAGAUGACCUUACUUCCACUGCCUCCACAAAGACCUUCUUACCAUGACCUGGUUUUCCAGUGUGGCUCUGACAGCACUACUGAUAACCAAAUUGGAGUCAGGUAUGUUUCUAUAAAACCUGAUAACCGAAAAUUGGCCAACGGAACUAAUGUCCUCGGGAUACUAAUCGACACCUUAUUAAUGGAAGGCUUCCACCUAGUCAGCGCUAGAACAUUACUCUCUGAAGACAAAAGUGAAUGCUAUAGCUUUGAAAGGAUAAAAAGGCCUGAAGUUCUCACCAUGAACAAAACACUGAAACCAGAGACUACCAUCAUGUCAGAGCAAUCUCAGAAAAAGAAAUGAGGUUCCUGUUCCCUUUUAGAGUAAAGAGAAAUUGCCAUUUU